AUGCCCCAGCCUGACUUCCCAGCGCGUUUGACAAGUCAGGUUGCUCAUAGAAAUCGCAUUGGACCAGGGGGAAUACGAAGCGUUGGAUCGGGAUCAAUAUUUAACAGCAAAUAUGCGCAAGCGAGGAAAGAAUUAGGCAGCCACGAAAACCGACGAGUAGUAAGUCGGGCCAUUGUAUGCGCCGGAAGCCUCCGUGUGCGAUCCUGUAAGCUACUCUGGAAGCCAGCAGUGCUGCAACUGAUGGUCACCAGUACUACCAGCUUUAGCGAAGACGAAUCGCACUUUGAAGAUUGCAAUGAUGUCUCUGACGACUCAACCGACGACGAUAUCGAUAAGAUCACUACCAUGACUUGUCCAAACACGACGCACCACUACUCGCUAGUAUUCUGCCACCGGUCACUCAUGGGUCAUGCACGUCGAAAACGAAUCGAGCUCAAUGGUACCCGAGAUCUCGUUGAGUUCGUUUGGGGAAAGUAUGGUAUGAUGAGUACCCAGUUCGAGUUCAGCAUUGUGUACGGAAAACGGCGUCGCACUCUUAAUUGCCGCGCAAGCAACGCAAAGGACUAUUUGCAGUGGACUGAAGUUCUACGCUCGGCCGUGACAUUUCAAGGAAAUAAAUGCGUCACGAUGAACCGGUCCACUCAAACAUCAUCCAAUGCUUCGUCAAAUUCGAACUCAUCGAUCGAGUCUUUUUGUAACACAAGCGUCGUGAAAGAACAACAGCCUGUAGCACCGAUAGCGUCAACGCCCACACCCAGACUUCCAACUAAUGCUAAGACCGCCAACGUCAUUGCCCCUCCUAAAACUGACAUUGCUGAGGGAUCAGCGCUUAGACCUGUUCCAGCAGACAUUGCUGCAGCAUAUGGAAUUGGUCGAAGACGAAAAGUAAAGACUGUGGCAAACCCGACAGGAAGCCACGUUCAACGACAGAAGCAGUCAAAACCUUCCCCAAAUGAUGCUAAGCGACAUCAAGACAGUAUUCCGAUGACAGUGCAGACUGUUGCUAAGGGCAUAACUUCGCAUACUGAGAACGUCAAACCUCUCCACGAUCGACAAGUGACAGCAUUUCGACCUUCUUCUGCCGAUCGACAACGUCAAAGAACCAGUAACACAACCAGAGGAAUUCGUUCAACACGAUCAACAAUGCAGGUACGGAAGACCCGCCUUGUUGAUGGUACCCUUUCGUGCACCAGCAGCAACUCCAAGAGCGAUCAUCUGCUUGUAUUACCAGCUUCCAAGAUGGAUGAGCGUCUGAAAAAUGCUUACGUAAUCUCUCCAUCAUCAUCCAUCGAGCGACAGCAGUUUCAGAGCAAAAACUCUCGUCCUGUAUCCAAGAGCGACAAGACUAAAGACCCGUGCCUCCAUUCAUGUCAAAGCUGUCACUUCAAUGUUGAUCCAUGCGACUUUCACGACACAAACUUGACACGUGUCAAUGGUAGUCAAACGCGUGAAAAGUCGUGGGCGACUUAUGUUGCCGUGUACAUUGUCGGAGCAAGCGGCACCAGUGUGCAUCGAAUCUGCUGGUAUACGGGCACGUCAGAUACUCAAGUAGAAAUGGCAAUACGUAUGCAGCUACAUUUGCCUCAGGGUAUAAAGUUCUUACUACGUGACGCUGACGCAGACGUUGUUCCGGUAUCUUCGACUCUACCAAAUGACCAUCACUUUACACUGGUGUUACCGGAAGGUUUGGGGUUUGAGAAUGUGUGUACUUCAAUUGAUGGUGUGACAAGUGGAGUUAUUAAUAGAACAGGGUUGAUAUCAGUUGAUGACGCGUCUGUGAUAACGCAAGAGCAAGUGACGGCAACUUCAACUUCAACCGCAAAAAGGAAACGGCUUGAGGCAGAGGAAACUAUCUCUAGUCAAAUGGCAAGGGUGUCUUCGGUUGAUUGCAUCAUCACAACUACACAACUUGAAUCCAUGCCUCCUCCACGGUCACUUGCAACUAUUAUUGCGCAAUUUGUUGAGACGUUCACACAGCCAAUUACCAACGACGACAAUGUGAGUUUUAUUCCCAAUGCAGGACGCUUUGCACUCUACGCGCUCUAUUGUAAAGUAGUACGGGAUAUGAAGUUUCAUCCAAAGCGAGAGGAUGUGUUUUACAAGAUGACAUCCAUGCAUGGGAAAGUAGAUCGGCAACGUGUAGUUCGUUACUACAGGUGUCUAGCAGAGGAUGGAGAAGGAACAGAGUUUGUGCAGUACAAACCUCAGGGGAAGGGCGUCUUGCUGCGAAGAUAUCGCGAAGUGGACAGUAUGGAGCAAUUAACGGAUAUAGCGAGGUCGGCACCAUUCGUUUCGUGGCUAAAGCUGGACCCAAAUGAUGUGGCGGCACUGUACGUGCGCUUUAUACAAAGCUUUACACCGAUUGUCAAAAGUGACUUUAGAGCACAAGCAAAAGAAGUUCGCGCGUGA
This is a messenger RNA of Peronospora farinosa, 2409 nucleotides long. NCBI's taxonomy places the organism in Eukaryota, Oomycota, Peronosporomycetes, Peronosporales, Peronosporaceae. The record is from the annotation of a GenBank genome assembly.